GUGUGCGUUUGUGUGUGUGUGUGCUUCAUUGACAUCACCGAAAGUUGUCAACAAAUCUCUAAUUUUUAGCAGUUUUGUUGCAUUUUCAUCUUUAAUGGUGCAUGGCCUCCACUAAAGCCGAACCCCCAAUGUAUUUCAGUAUCAGUCUGUAGCACAUUUUCACAUAUUUCGUCUGGUUUCUUCUCGCCGCUAUGUCUUCGACAUUGAGACCCUACCUCACUGCAGUGAGGCAUACGUUAACUGCUGCCAUGUGUUUGGAUAACUUUUCCUCUCAAGUUGUGGAGAGGCACAAUAAACCUGAGGUGGAAGUCAGGUCUAACAAGGAAUUGCUCUUAAAUCCAGUGGUUAUCAGCCGUAAUGAAAAAGAAAAGGUCCUGAUUGAGACAUCUGUUAACUCCCUUCGGGUCAGCAUAUCUGUCAAGCAGGCUGAUGAAAUUGAACGAAUUCUGUGCCACAAAUUCAUGCGAUUCAUGAUGAUGAGAGCAGAAAAUUUCAUCGUUUUACGUCGCAAACCUGUGGAGGGAUAUGACAUCAGUUUUCUCAUUACCAACUUCCACACUGAACAAAUGUUCAAACACAAGUUAGUGGAUUUUGUUAUUCAUUUCAUGGAAGAAAUAGACAAGGAAAUUAGCGAAAUGAAGUUGGCAUUAAAUGCUCGGGCAAGAAUUUGUGCAGAAGAAUUUUUGAAAAGGUUUUAAUGGAACUUCGUCACUUUUCUACCUUUUUAAUCAUUAAUCAAAGUACGUCAUUCAGAUUUUGUAAAGUUUAUUCAAGUAUUUAAUAAAAAAAAAAAGGGACAGUUGA
Messenger RNA from Thrips palmi, 804 nucleotides. RefSeq names its product actin-related protein 2/3 complex subunit 4 (gene Arpc4). The transcript is spliced from 5 exons. Gene Ontology annotation, cellular component: actin cytoskeleton; Arp2/3 protein complex. Gene Ontology annotation, biological process: Arp2/3 complex-mediated actin nucleation; actin filament polymerization. Gene Ontology annotation, molecular function: actin filament binding. The coding region runs from base 192 to 698 and encodes 168 amino acids. The record is from RefSeq and is a predicted model, not a curated record. Lineage: Eukaryota; Metazoa; Arthropoda; Insecta; Thysanoptera; Thripidae.